ACUUUUACCACAUCCUGUUGGAAAAACUUUGUCGUGCGUCCUCCCAUGACUACUCAUGUUCAGCUGUUUGUUGUCUGUUAGUGUUUGUAGAUAAACCCGCUCUCAUUAUGUUUCCCCAUUCAAGUCUGAGGGCUUUAGGCGGCCUGUGUUUGCUUUGCGUCUUGAUCGUACCUGCUGCUGGAGAGAAAGUGUUCGAGAGCAGCUCCGGGGUGAUCCAGGAGCUCCGGGCAGCCCUGGCUGAUCUGGCCGGGAAGGGAAGGACGUCCCUGGGCAGGCUGGCGGGGGAGCAGACGGUGCUGUCUGUGCAGAAGGCUUUCUCUCAAGUUCUAGGUGUUGUUGCAGAAAGUUUGACUGCAGGUCUGAAUGUACUGCUGGAGUAUACCUCACACAUCCUGCAGGCUGCUGGAAUCCAAGUUGGCCGCCCGAUCAAAGUGACACCUGAGGGCCUGAUCUUUGUUGCUCAGUGGGUCCUCGUGGCUCUCGUUGGCUACUGGCUGAUCUCCCUUUUCUUCCAACUGGUUGCCUCCACUUUGAGGAGGGCCCUGUGGCUGCUGAAGUUGGGCAUCGCUUUGACUUGUUUUGGACUUAUCCUGAGCGACUACCGGGUGGGCACAGAGACCAUGGCCGUGCGACUGGCUAUCUUGGUGUUCGUCUGCGUCGUGCUGGGCGUCGGGUUUUCGAGCGGUUCUAAUCCGGCCGAUAAAACUGCUCGUCUGGAGGAGCAGGUGAAGAUCCUGGAGAGACGGCUGAGAGAGAUGGAGAGGUGGACGAGGACAGAAGAGUGAAGAAGGGAGAGGGAGAAGUCAAAUGUUCGUCAGUUGUGAAACCUUGUGUGUAGAUGAUGGAGCGCUUGUUUCUUUGGGGCUUCUGUAACAUAAGGGUUUAUAAUUGUGAUUUUUUUUUCUCUAAUGUCUUCAAAAUCGAUUCAUUAUGUUUUUUUUUAACUUAGUGUAAUAUUUCUGUCACAUUUGGACAGGAUUAACAUUACAGGGGGAUUUAAAGUAAUUAAUUUAAUAUCUGCUUUGUCCCAUGAUUAAUUAACUCCAGUCAAAAUCGAAAACAUUGCAAAAAGGCAUCCAUAAAUAGAAAUUAAUCUUGACAUGUUUAAGGUUAUGUCAAUGUCACAGUAAGGCUUUGAUAGUUUUUUGCACAUUCACGGCUACAGUACAAACAGGUGCUAGUAGAUAAUUUGGCUGCUUUAAACAGUGUCAGUGUGACAAAAUGUUAACAAAUCCAGACUAAAAAACUGGCUCAUAGGGAAGAGUACCUACCAGUGGCUGAGUUUAUAACAGCACAUGAAUGAGUUCAGGAGUGCAGCUUUCCUAAUACCUAUAAUUUCUUUCAGUUUUUGUAUCGGAUCCGACAUAGGACUUUAUGUUGGUGUUAAGAUGUUUCCAUCAGGUUUUCCUCCAUUUCCACUCAAAAGCUGAACUGUGCUGAUAAAAUAUAGGAGAAAGAAAUCCACUUCAAAAUACAAAGUCUGACGCUCAGGAAGGGACUUACAUUAUAGGAGCAGCAGCCAAUUUACUGCACAAUCAGCUGUAGUUAUUACUGCAAAGUGAAAAACCUUAAAAUCAUGAAUCACAACAGCCGACCUCCCCUACAGACAUACAUUCCAGUGCCUCUGGUAAUCCAUGGAGGCAGCGAUUUGUUAGUGUGCAUGUCGUGAUUUUAUAUUUUUUAACCGUCCUUUCUCUAAAUAAAAACACUCUUAAGACAUGAAAACAAAUUUGUGCCUUAAAGCUUGAUUUAUAUUUCUGCGUUGAAUCUACGCUGUAGGAACAGCAUAGCCUACACGGCAGCCUGACCUAACCAGAAAUGUGCCUACAUGGCGUGGCUAUGCAGACCGUGACCACUGUGGUUGGUCCACUUGGCAGUAAAAUGUCAUGCUUACACUGCAUAUUGUUUCACACAAUGAUAAUAUUUCUGCGAAACAAAAUAUAACAUCUAUUAGGCUGUAACUGUAGCUGACUGGCUCAUAAUUGCAAGAACCAGUAUUUCUCCAGUGUAGCCAUAUAUAUGCUGUCUUUUGGUUUUCAUAGCUCUACCAAUCCAUGUAUAGACUCAUUUAGUCCUGACAUCUUAUUGGUGUCUGUAACUGUUGCAUUUCAGCUACCAUUGUGUACGUUUAUGAAUUCAGCAUAGUGGCACAGAAACACCCAACUAGCUCUGUGGCAGUGUUACUGCAGAAACAUAGACACACUUGUGCAUAAGUAUGAAUGAAUAAAAUCACCGAGGCCUUUACUGAAUUUAAGAAACAUUAUCUGUAUUUUCUCUCAGUCAGAUCAAGAGCAAUACCACUCUAAUAUCUGUAUUAAAGUACAGAGCUCCAGGUAGUUGCUGUAUGUCCUCAGCAUCUUCAGCUGGAGUGCAUGUCUUGUGUUUUUCACCUUAAAGAACCCAAGGCUACCCACCCCCGCCAACAGGGUUUAUGCUAAGCUAACUCAAGCGCUCUACAUUCCAAGGGCUUGGUAUCGAUCUUGUCGUCUCUCUUUGAUAGAAAGAACAUUUGCUUGGUUUUCAAAAUUGCAUCUGUUGCUUCAAUUUACCAUGUCAACAACAAUAUCGUCAUAUUUCUGUGGACAUGCUGGUGGGUUAUAGUCUCUGUUUUGUUCAGCCUCAUGCACAGAGGUUAAAUCUGAUUGGAUGUUCUGCGUGUUUCUGUUGAAAUCGUGGAUUCCGUAAUGCUUCGGAUCCUUCUGAGGGUUUUGGACAAAUGCAAUCACGAAGCCAAAGACUGGUACUUUUAAGUUUCUCACAUGUUCUCGAGCAGCUCGUGAUACUGUUGAUCAUUAUGGAAAAAUAUUUGGUAAGAUCAAAAUGGAUUCUCUUGCUUUGUGGAUUAACUAGUGUCACAAGCUGGACUCUGUGCAUGUAUAUUUAUAGGAACUACGUCAAAGUUUACCCUAAAGCAUCUCUUCCAAUAAGUUAAUAAACUCAGUAAGUAUAGUAAGUAAGGCACCAGUGACCGUGCAAAAAAAGAGACUAGUGACUACUGAGCAUACGACUCCUCUGAAGGAGGUACAAGCUUCAGCAGCUGAGACAACAACAACUGUUGCCUGGCUUCUUCACUGCUCAGAGCUUUGUGGGAGAGUGGCAAAGAGAAAGCCACUCUUGAAAAAGCUCUUUUUAAUCUUGUUUUCCAGAAGAAAACUUUUGUACUGAAUGCUUUUAUAGACACUGUAUAUACUGUAGACAAAAGGAAUGAAAAUAAAUAAAUAAAAAACUGC
Stegastes partitus (bicolor damselfish) is the source of this 3230-nucleotide messenger RNA. RefSeq names its product transmembrane protein 109. The record is from RefSeq and is a predicted model, not a curated record. Gene Ontology annotation, biological process: cellular response to gamma radiation; intrinsic apoptotic signaling pathway in response to DNA damage by p53 class mediator. The coding region runs from base 108 to 785 and encodes 225 amino acids. Lineage: Eukaryota; Metazoa; Chordata; Actinopteri; Pomacentridae. The transcript has 3 exons.